AUGACGACCAUCUUUGUGUCGCAUCGCUCGGCCCUAGUGGCAUACCUUGUGGCGGCAGCUCUAAAACUCCACUUCCGCCAUCGCACUCUUCGCAUCGUCAUUGUAGAACUCUUCGACAAGUCGACACCUACAGACAAUAGACCAUACUGUGGAACCAGCACCGUGUCCAACCUACGGUUGGCACGAUGGUCAUUUCUUCAUAAGAUGCUAUUGGCGCAGGUAUUAGCGCCGCUGCUCCUUUUUGCUGAGUCUGUUCAUGUGCAUGAAACUGGUCCUCCUCGACUAUCUCCAGAUAAACCCAUUUGGGCGCAGUACCUGACGGUGGUUGCUCUGGGAGGUAAUCCCGAACGGUUUCUUGCCCUUUUCUACCUGCCACAGCUUCUCGAGCGGACCUUGGCCGUGUUUUUGGCAGAAAGUCCCAACGUGUCGUUCUUAUCGGUUCAGAGCCAUCAGAAUAUCCCAUCGGUGAUUCGCUCCAUGUCAGGCAACACUGGCGCUGGUUCGCCAGAUAUCUGGCUCCAUUUUGGCGCUGGUGACGUCAAUAAUCGAUCUUCCAAUUUGGAUAUUUUGGCGAACUCUACCUUAUGUGGUCUAGCCCUCAAAAACGGAGAACAUUCAUCUAAUUCAUGGCAAAGAACAGGUGGAUUGUCUUUUGACAUUAAUCGUGCACUUCCAAAUGCUGUUCUCUGGCUUCCACUCUUCAAAGGCGCUGCUGGAAUGUUCAGCGAGCCCAUUUUUCUCCAACAAGUGCAUCUAGAUAGCCGCAUAGUGUCUGUUUCAGUGAAUCCCCUCAACCUUAAUUUACAUGAGGAGACGUUUGCUUCGCGACACGAUCUUCUAUAUGGAUUAAAGACAUGUGACUUUGUGCUUGGAGUCGUGGACAACAUGUUUGAUCGGUAUAAUCUAGACUUAACACCUCAUCGGCUUUGA
Molecule: messenger RNA, 930 nt
Organism: Sungouiella intermedia
Lineage: Eukaryota; Fungi; Ascomycota; Pichiomycetes; Serinales; Metschnikowiaceae
Source: the annotation of a GenBank genome assembly